UUAGUGAGACAUGGCUUAAAUGGACGACCCUCGGAAAUCAGGAGGACCGUACAACUAUGAACCGUCAACCUCAGAAAAAGUAGAUGAUCCAUCCUCAAAAAAGAAUAGAAAGAACAAGAAAGCAAACACUACAGCGCCCAGAAAGCGGAGAGCGAACAAACCUCCAGCAAGUGGUGGGGUCGGAGAACCAAUAGACGUUGACAGAUACAAUGAACCACAGAUAAACUACACGACUGGUGGGAGGGAGGAGGCUGCUAAACGGGGUAGAAGAGGUAGGGGAACAAGUAACGCACCCAAGAGACCCAAAGCACCGAGACAGCCCUCCCCCGCACCGAGACAGCCCUCCCCCGCACUGAGACAGCCCUCCCCCGCACCAGCAUUGUCGUGGAAUGCGUAUGGAGCACCCAACCCAGGGAGUACCAAUCAACCCACCGACUUUUGGAGCGUGUAUAAACCACCAACCUCCAUGGGACUGUAUGGACAGAACAGCCCAGAGACAAUAAAUCAACUUCAAAAUGCAGCAAUAAUAGACCAACUGCUGAGUCCUGGAUCAGGGAGAAUGGAACAACUCCAAUUAUCCGGUAGAAUAGACCAGCUUCUUAAUCCCACAGCUGGUAGAGGGAACCAACUCUCAGUCUCCAGAAUACCCGAUCAAGGGUAUAAACCUCACCCUUCAGGGGGGAUAUUCGGUGCCCCUGUCCCCCCAGGGAGGGCUGAUGAACUGCCGAGUUACUUCAGAGCAGAUCAGCUCUCAACCUCAAGUAGUGUUCCCAAGUCUGCCAAAGUAAAGGAACCAGCUAGGUACACUUCUAAAGUAAAAACCCCGCCAGCUUCUGAAAAGAUAAAGAUUGUAGCUGCUAGACCGAUAAGAUCUGAAAAGCCACCGACUACUAAUGAAUCGUCAUUCAGAACCACACAAGUUUUUCAACCUCAUACUCCACAAUCUGAAGCUGCGGUAAACCCACCAACUAAACAGAAACUGCAGAGAGUACCAACUCCACACCGGGAACAGAAACAGCCUACCUCUAGCGGGUUAUAUACUUUCAGAGAUGUUACGGUUUAUCCAGCAACUCCGGAGGACAAUGUUGAACGAUCAACUAGUAGACGUGAUGAAACACGUGCUAUUGUUGAACCACGUGCUAUUUUUGAACCACGUGCUAUUGUUGAACCACGUGCUAUUGUUGAACCACGUGCUAUUGUUGAACCACGUGCUAUUGUUGAACCACGUGCUAUUGUUGAACCACGUGCUAUUGUUGAACCACGUGCUAUUGUUGAACCACGUGCUAUUGUUGAACCAAGUGCUAUUGCUGAGAAACCAAUAUUCGAAAGCGUUUACGAUAUUUCCUCUUUGCAAAGAAAAAGGGAAAUCACAGACCGCGUAGCGGAAAGAAAUCAGGCCGACGAACCGCAUAUCUUUGGUAGUAGUCUUGAAUUUUCCGCAUCUGAAAAUGGCGAUGAAAUAGCAACUACUGCUAGAGCAGAUGAAAAACCUUCAUAUGCAUCCCAAGCUGAAGAGUCUAUCAUCUCAAACUGGAUAGAUGAAUUAAUUACUAAAUCUGAAGAGCAAAUUUCUCAGAUUGCCAAUGAAGAUACAUCGACAGCUUCUGAACCCGUUGAUGAGUCGCAAAUCUCGGAUAUCGUUUAUAAAACGCUUGUUCCAGAAAUCGAAAAUGAACCGCCUACUUCAGAAAUAGUAGAAAAACCGCCUACCUCAGAAAUAGUAGAAGAACCGCCUACUUCAGAAAUAGUAGAAGAACCGCUUACCUCUGAAAUAGUUGAAGAACCGCCAACUUCAGAAAUAAUAGAAGAACCGCCUUCUCCAGAAAUAGUAGAAGAACCGCCAACUUCAAAAAUGGUAGAAGAACUGCUUACUUCAGAAAUGGUAGAAGAACUGCCUACUUCAGAAAUAGUAGAAGAACCACCAACUUCAGAAAUGGUAGAAGAACCGCCUAUUUCAGAAAUGGUAGAAGAACUGCCUAUUUCAGAAAUAGUAGAAGAACCACCUACUUCAGAAAUAGUAGAAGAACCGCCUACUUCAGAAAUAGUAGAAGAACCGCCUAUUUCAGAAAUGGUAGAAGAACUGCCUAUUUCAGAAAUAGUAGAAGAACCACCUACUUUAGAAAUAGUAGAAGAACUGCCUACUUCAGAAAUAGUAGAAGAACCACCAACUUCAGAAAUGGCAGAAGAACCGCCUACUUCAGAAAUGGUAGAAGAAAUGCCUACUUCAGAAAUAGUAGAAGAACCACCAACUUCAGAAAUGGUAGAAGAACCGCCUAUUUCAGAAAUGGUAGCAGAACUUCCUUCCUCAGAAAUAGUAGAAGAACUGCCUAAUUCUGAGACUGGAGAUCAAACAGCCAAUGAUCCGCAAAGUUGCGAGGUUGAAAAAGCACCACAGCCCUGUCAGUCAGCAGAUAAACCUCUCGCGGUGAAUGGACCGCAAAUUCCUGAUGAGCCGCCGCUGUCCAAAAGGCAUAGAGACAGCACGGAGACGGAUGAUCCCGAUCCUAAAAGAAGGAAAGCAAAAGAACAGCAAAAUGACGAAAAAAUUUACCCAAGCUCAGAAGAUAAAAGUAAAGAUAGAGGUAUGUUACAGAGAAUAGAAGAAUCAGGACAACUCCUGCACACCACGUACUGCUACAAAACACCCAACCAACCAACUAUGCUGCCACCCAUUCUAAACAUGGGUGCUGAAAGUCAUGUUAAAGUCUAUCACACAUUUAAAAGUUCGAAGAAGAAAAUGUUGGUCUUACACGGACUACAAUACACCAACGAACAAUUCGCGUUGUUCAAACCCAACAAAACAGACUUCCCGUGUGAUGAGAACGAACUGGAUAAUGAGAAAGGAGGGAGUGAUUUCGUUCUGAUCGGAGAAGAUUUUGUGUUGAUAGUAGAAGUAUCCGACUUGAAUGAAAAUGAUGGACAGCAGAUAAGGAGUGUUUUUACGACAAAAGCAGAGCAAGGAGCAGUAACCGAGGAUCUCGUCAGAGAAAUGAUAAGGAGUUCUCAUGAAAACGUUGUUACUAGUCCAGUCAUCCUAAGGUUUUGUGCUUUCCCGAACCUGUCCAAAACAUCUACAUCAAACCUUACGGCAGAGGAGUUAUCGAGGGUUAUUCUUAGCGAGGAUCUAACUCACGAUACAAACUUCUCCGCGUGGUGGGAAAAGAAUGUUGCUAAAACCUCAAAGACUCCCCAAGGAAUAUUCAAAUACACUAAAGAAGUUCUCGUCGGACUCUGGGAUUAUCUUGCUUUUUCGUGGUGGGGAAGGGUCGUUACAAACGCACUGAAACCUUCCAAAGAAACAAUGACGCAUUUAACUAAACUUUUGAUAGGACUUUGGGACAUAAACUCGCAAGAUGAUGCCGAUAUGGAGAUCCAGCCUUAAAAGGAACAUUCUGGAAGUUCAAAACAAUUAAUCUUAACUCUCAGGCUACACCAUCAGAACGAAUACGUCAUAUUGCACGGACUAGGUGUAAAUUACAAGAUCUCAACUGAAAAUUGAACAAAGGGACCACAGAACCGGAAAAAGAAUCUGGACAGCAUCUGACUCCGACAUAUCUUAAACAGAAAUAAGCCUGAGGUCCUCAGGUAAGUAAAAUCUGGUUCGUCAUAGUGCGGCCUAUGCUAAAGAUGGAACAAACCAAAAGAAUGAACUGAGCAGGACAAUCAUAGACCUGAUGUAUCAUUGAUUAAGUUUGCAUGAUUGCAAGUAUAAAACUGUGGAGACACGAAUAUACACGGCGCAAGGAAUUUUACAUAUUUAAUAGUCAGACUACUGGUUAUUCAUUAAAGGUUACCAACUUAUAUCUUAAUUAUCAUUACCUUAGCAUUAUUAUCAUAACCUUCUAGCAUCAUUAUCAA
Molecule: messenger RNA, 3858 nt
Organism: Bolinopsis microptera
Lineage: Eukaryota; Metazoa; Ctenophora; Tentaculata; Lobata; Bolinopsidae
Product: lysine-specific demethylase 9-like
Exons: 6
Coding region: 20-3382 (1120 amino acids)
Source: RefSeq, a predicted model, not a curated record